AUUUUCGCGACCCGGUUCAGUCUGGAGCGUUGCGUUGGGUGAUGAAGAUCAGUGGUUAAUUUGAAGCUGAAGUGAAGUGACAUUAGUUCCAACGGAAAUAAUGAUCAAUGAUUAAAAAACAGUGAAAAUGGUCUCCAAAUAUUGUGUGCUGAUUUUAGUGGUGAUUUUUGUAUCGAUUAAAUCCGGCUUAUCAGUUGAGGUUCGAAAAACAGUGAAGUCUGAAAGCUCACCAAAAGAUGUUACCCUAGGAAGAAAUAAAGUGACAAAUGACCAGCAGUUGAUGAAAAAUGUCCCUGCCAAAGCAUCCGGUAAAAAUCGAGCAGCGCUACAUUCCACGCCCAAGUCUGAUCCAGACAAGAAAUUCAUGCACAUGAAUCUCAUCAGGAAGAAACGGUUCAUCGGAAACAUGCUGAAUCCGCCCAAUAAAACAUACCAGAACUGUACGACUCCUUCCGGUGCAAAGGGCCACUGUAAGCACUACCAAAACUGCAAACAACUCUCUGACUCGAAGGAAAACAUCUGGAAAGUCCUCGGCCAGCUGUGUAUCAUCGAGACCAUGUCUAUCGGAGUGUGCUGCCCAGAUGCCCUGACAGAAGGUAACGGACCCGAGUUUUCCGUCCGUCUACCAUCGCAGGGUGAUGAUGUGUACGACCCAGUGGAUGAUCUCGGUGACUCCCGCGCAGGAGAGAUGCCAGAUCGACCGGAAGAAAGAGGUUGCGGAAUAUCAACCAAACAACAGUCCAAAAUCUCCGGAGGUCGUCCAGCCGAUCCCGGCGAGUGGCCCUGGAUGGCAGCCCUGAUUACCAACAGUGGUCAGCAAUCGUUUUGCGGGGGAUCUUUGGUCACCGAUCGGUACGUUCUGACCGCAGCUCAUUGCGUGUUAAACUUGAAACUGAACCAGUUUAUGGUCCGGCUGGGGGAGUACGACUUCACUCAGUACAACGAAACAAGAUCCAGAGACUUCCGGGUUACCGAGAUCCGCAGCCAUGCGGAUUUUGAUCCGAUCAGCUACGAGAACGAUAUUGCACUGUUGAAGCUUUUUAGACCAUCGUUCUUCAACUCGUACAUCUGGCCAAUCUGUAUGCCUCCACUGGAUGAUUCUUGGUCCGGAUAUCGGGCUGUGGUCGUCGGUUGGGGGACACAAUUUUUCGGAGGACCACACGCGAAAGUGUUGAUGGAAGUAACGCUGCCGAUUUGGUCCAACCGGGAGUGUCAACAGGUGUACAUCAACCGGAUCUAUGAAACGAGCGUUUGUGCCGGAGAUUACGAAGGUGGCAAGGACUCUUGUCAGGGAGAUAGCGGUGGUCCGUUGAUGAUUCAGUUACCGAAUCGCCGCUGGGUUGUUGUGGGUGUCGUUUCUUGGGGCAUAAGGUGUGGCGAAGCCAAUCAUCCUGGAAUAUACACACGAGUCAGCUCCUACGUCAGAUGGAUCAUUGAGAAUGCAGUGUUUUAAAAAGGAAUUUAGAGAUUUUUCUCCUUCGAAACUUUUCUGUUUAAAAUAUGCAUGUAAAAAAUUUGCAAUGGUGUCAAAUAAAACCGCAACAAAGUAAAA
Molecule: messenger RNA, 1552 nt
Organism: Uranotaenia lowii
Lineage: Eukaryota; Metazoa; Arthropoda; Insecta; Diptera; Culicidae
Product: venom protease-like
Exons: 4
Coding region: 128-1453 (441 amino acids)
Biological process (GO): proteolysis
Molecular function (GO): serine-type endopeptidase activity
Source: RefSeq, a predicted model, not a curated record